Molecule: messenger RNA, 3012 nt
Organism: Callorhinchus milii (elephant shark)
Lineage: Eukaryota; Metazoa; Chordata; Chondrichthyes; Chimaeriformes; Callorhinchidae
Product: TRAF3-interacting JNK-activating modulator
Exons: 14
Coding region: 490-2160 (556 amino acids)
Source: RefSeq, a predicted model, not a curated record
AUAUACUGUCAAGUGGAGUGACUUGGAGUGUAUUUUGUGGGCGAAACGCUGUUUCACAAGCGGGUAACGGCAGCGAAUUAAUGAAACGAAAAAGCCAAAGGAGACGCGUGGACUUCAGCAGAUGAGGCACAUACACGGAAACACAGACAAGUGGAAAAAGAAUGUCAUGACGUGAAGGGCAUUUGCACAAAUGCUGGUGGGAAUGAAAGCUCAAUUCGUCAAGUAUAUAUAUAUAUUAUAGGUGGCUCUUAAAACAGGCUACAAAGAGAUCAUUUGGGAGGGGGAACGCAUAUAAAGUACACAUAAUAAAUCUCAAUCUACGUUUUGGUUCAGAACAGCCUGAAACAUUGACGGGGACUGUUGUAACUCUGCGACUAUUGGACACGAAGCAAGGUACAGCUUUUUGAGACAGUUGUCAGAAUCAGUAUUGCGAGCACAGGACCAUAAGGUGGAGUCACCGUCCAUUACUGAGCUCCAGGUGAGUUGGAGAUGUUGCCUUCGAGCGGACAGCGAGGGCUGUGCAAGAUGAUCAACGGUGCAGCUCCCUCCAGGCUGGCGGAGAGUAGCCCGAAGCGCGAGUCAAGCCCCGAGGCCUCGAAUUUCCCGAAGAAGCCCAGACUCUUCGCCGAGAGCUACGAGGAGAAACUGGAGCGGAGGCAACAGAACCGGCGGGGCCUGGGCGGGCGAAACAACAUCACCAGCUGCCGCAGCCUGCCCCGGCAGCAGCGGACCACCGAGCAGAGUCACAGGCAGGAGCAGUUCUUGAAACGAAGAAACUUAACCGUGGGCAAAGAGGAAACGAAGCCAAAGAUGCCCAGCGAGCCAACGCCCCCCUGCGUGGGGAACAGAGAGGUAGCGACAGAGAGGCAGGAUGUGGGCCCGGACCCAGCGAAACAGAAGCCAACCGCAGCUGUUCAAACGUCGUUGCAGAACGGGAGCCUGUUCAGCCACACAUCGUUUCACUGGGGACAAAAGGUGACAUGGGCCUUCCCUUCCGAUGCACCACCGCAGAAGAACACAGUCAACCUGAAGACAUCUGACAGCGGUAAAGCGACAGAAGUACCUUCAGAUGUGGGAGUUGAAAUUAAUCGGCCAACGAGCAAGGAAGCAAGCCAGCAGACAGAAUGUGGUGUAACCAUUCUAGACAAGGAGAUUCAACAGCUCUCUGAAUACCUAAAGGAAGCCUUGCAUCGGGAGUUGCAGCUGAAACAGAAACUCAGAUUUCUCCAACAGCUCCUGUCCACGGUCUUACAGGCAUCGGAGAAAUCGUGGAAGAUCCAGUUUGAUGAUGACGUGACACAGAGUAAACUCCAAGCCCUGGAGCAGCAGCUGUACGCCUGCACUCAGAAUUACUCCCGAGACGGUGCGAAGAGAUGCGUGGUUGAGAUGGAAGAGCAAAAGCUCAAGUACCAGCUGGUUGCCAAGGAGUCGCUCCGGAAAGCAAUUGAGCAAAGAAUCGCCGCUGAACAAUCAUUGGCCAGCGUCCAGAGAUCGCUCAGUGCGGCGGAGCAAGAUUGUGCUCACUGGAGACAGUCGUACAAUAUGGCAAUGGCAGACAAUGUUGAACUGACAGCCAGACAUUCAGAGACCGUGGAUCAACUGCACAACCUUCAGAGCAGACUGCAGGGAGCAGAAGGCCGGGUCUUGACGAUGGAAAGUUUACAGGAGAAGUUGAAAGUCGCAGAGAACGAGAAGCUGGAAUUCCAAGAGCAGGUUAGCGUGUUACAGGAACAGAAUGACAUGAAACAGGAGCAACUCAUGACUAUUGAAGUCCACCUCCAAAGGACUGAGGAACAGAGGCUGGCAAUGGAGUCUACAAUCUGUGAGCUACAGGAUGUGGUCAGCUCCCCACUCCACCAGCAACAACAACAGGAACUUCAACAGGCGAUCAGAGACUUGGUGGAUCAGUUGCAAAGGCAAACGGACUUGCUCCGUAGCAAGGAGAAGCAGUGUACCGAACAUCAAUUAGAACUGAGGGUCUUGCAGGAUGAGCACCGUCGAUGUGCAAAGAUGCCCCGUCAGCCGCGAGAAGAGUUAAAGAGGCUUCAGAAGAAAUCUGCCAAGAGGCGAUGCUGCCGAUGGAUAUCUCUCCUGAUGCUGACUAUGGUGGCAGUAUUUUUUGCUGUCAUUUAUGCAGAUCUGGACAUUCUCCUUUCCUAAGGAACUGGAAUGAAAUGCAUUUGGUCACCAGCCAAACCCAUACUUAAGACCGUUAGCACCGAAUGUGCUUCAGAAACAUGUUUUCUAUCAGGUAGCAUUUGCUAAGGCCUACAGCCGGAAUAGGAUUAGACAAGGUGCAGAACAACAGAGGAAGGAUGCUGAUCUGACGAAAACCCACUUUAUACUGCAGGAGAUGAAACACUGUCACUUUCAGCAGUUAUGAGGAGAAGCGGGGAAACAUGUUUUGUAUUUCCCAAAUCCAAUAGCCCCGGUUGACAUUCUGCAGGUACCCAAAGCUCUGCUGAGUGGCUGCAAGAGAUUUCGGGCUAAGACUGGGUUGAAUUUCAGGCUUUGGCACACAUUAUCUGAUGUUCUCUGGUGCUUUUAGAUGUGUUAGAGGGUUAGUAGAUCCCUGGUACUCCAAAAAGCUAUGCGGAUUUCCGCAUGAAUUACGGUCAAUUAAUUGGCUGAACCUUGGCAGCUGAACAUUGUUGGGAGGCAUUAUGUUUUCUUAAACAUGUUACAGAUACACAACUAUUUUAUGAUGAGGUACAAAGUCUUUUGCAAUCAAACCUUUGGAUGAAAAUAUAUAUUAUCAGGUGUUUACCUUGUUUACCUUGUUCAGGUUAAGUUUGUCUACAUACAAUAAAUGAAGCUUCAAUUCUGGAUCAGAGAAAACUUUUGGGAUAAGGGGAGAUAUUUUUGUAAUAGUUUUUUUAAUGGAGUUUUGACUUUUUUAAGAUAAAAGUGAUGUGUUAUAUUGAGCUAUGGAAAACGAAUGCGGCAACUGAAUUUUUGUAUUUUUUUUUAAAUCAAGUGUUAGAAAUAUCAAUAAAACAAUUAAUAUUUCUG